UGUGUCAGCGUGUUGGGGUGGUGCGGCCUCUCCCGCUCUGUGCCUCGCUGACUGGUGACACAGACCAACAAGCGAUCGCAACUUUGUCUCAACUUCCCAAUGCGUAUCAGUAACUGGGAGUGUCGUGACCAAGGUGUUUUCCAGAUACUCCUUUGAACACAAUAUCUUAUAAACGUUGGAGAACCUUAUGUACACAGCAUAUAUUUAAAAAAAAAAAGGAUGUGAUCGCUAGUUUCGAAAACUGGAGAAACACCAUUUUCGCUUGUUUUUAAAACUGAGAGACCGACCGCACCCUCAGAUUCCUUGUCCAGACAAAAGAGCGGCAGUCCCUGGUGACGAGGAGACCUUGUGUUGGGCUGAAUUAGUGUGUGGACGAGCGAGUGGAGCUGCGGCGGUGGAGCCUCGGGCACCGAGCUGUGUUUGUGGCCUGUGGAUUGAAUUUUUAACACGUGGUACACGGGAAGCUAUCUUUGGCCCGGCGUGAAGGCUGAGUGAACGGCACCUCUACCCCGUCGACACAGGAGUCUGGCACAAGAGCUGUCAACACCAAUGGUUUCACUUGUCGAUGCCUGCUGUCUUGUUCUCAUAGAGGCAAAGUGAACACUUGCAAGACAGUUUUCAAGAGCGACAGGAUGCUCUCUUCCCGCACGCCACGCCCCGCCCCCCACACACGGCCUUUCCGGCGAGGGGGCUGACUCCUGGUGUGCUGCCCCAAAACAAACUCAAGACAAAGUAACCCUUGACCCAGACGGAGGGGGUCACGAUGCCCCGUCUUCCCGCCGUGCUACCAGCCAACAUCCUCCUGGUGACCCUCGCCUCCCUGGCAGGCAGCAGCGAGGACGUGGAUGUGCCGAGGUUUCCCGAGAAGGUGCCCAACAUCACCGUGACCGUGGGCCGCGACGCGCUACUUCCCUGCACCAUCGAGCAGCUCAAGGGCUUCAAGGUGGCGUGGGUGCAGGUGGACACGCAAACGAUCCUGACCAUCCACAAGCAAGUCAUCACCAGGAACCCGAGGAUCGCGCUGCUGCACAAUGACCACCGCUCAUGGCACCUGCAGAUCAGAGACGUCAAGGAAAGUGACCGCGGCUGGUACAUGUGUCAAGUAAACACUGACCCUAUGAGGUCCCGUCAAGGAUACAUGGACGUGGUGGUUCCGCCGGACAUUAUUGACCAGGAGUCCUCGGGUGACCUGACGGUGCGCGAGGGCGAGGACGUCACCCUCACCUGCCGCGCCAAAGGUCACCCUCCACCGAGCAUCACCUGGCGACGCGAGGACAACCAGGACAUCAUUCUCGACUCCACUAAGACAGGGAGCGGCCUCUCCUUAGCCGAGCUGCAGAGCGCCACGUACAAUGGAAUGAAAGGAACUCGACUUCAACACUUGCAUGGCAACGAGGAGCUGGAGCCUGGCGUGGACAUGAACCACUGGGGCGACAUGCAGCGUGGCAGGGGGAUAAGGGGCGUCGGGGGUGUGGGCAGAGGUGGAGGAAUGGCCAGUCCCGGCAUGGGCGAUGGCAAGGCCCUGGGCGGUGUGCGGCACACUGGAGGAAAGAGGCAGGUGGUGGAGGGGGAGACUCUCCACCUGAAGAGGGUAUCGCGCCUCCAGAUGGGGUCAUAUCUCUGCAUCGCUUCCAACGGCAUCCCGCCCUCCGUCAGCAAGCGAGCUCAUCUGAAGGUGCAGUUUCCCCCCAUGACGUGGGUUCCGCAGCAGCUAGUAGGCGCCUAUGUGGGUCAGGAACUCACUCUCGCCUGCAACACCGAGGCUUUUCCGAAGAGCAUCAACUACUGGACCAACGAGCAUGGGGACAUGAUCGUCUCAGAUGACCGGUACGAGACACUGACCAUCGUAAGAUCAUACCAGGUGGAUAUGAAGCUGAGGAUCACAAGGAUGGAGCACAAGGACUUCGGCAAAUACAAGUGUCUGGCCAAGAAUUCCCUCGGAGAGACAGACGGGGACAUCCAAGUGUACGAGAUUGAACCCCCAAAGACGUACACGGGCCCUGACGAUGGCCUGGAGCUGGGCCCGGGGACACCAGGCUAUGGUUCGACACCGACGGGAUCAGACAGGAACAAGUACCCGAAGUCCCUGAACCCGAAGGGACGGAACGACCUGGCCGCCCCUCGACACCUGGGCAAGGCUCACGAGGCCCCCGACCUGGACGCCCACGGCACCACGCUUCACCACGACCCUCAGCCUGGCUACCACUACCCGGCGGGCCAGAGCGGGAACGGCGCCCGGCCUGCCUGCGACCUUUUGCUCCUGAUUGCGGUGGGCGUUCAUAUUGCCCGCCUGUCACUGAAGAUCCCGAUAUGUUAGCUAGUUCCAUUGUCUUUAUUUUUUAAGAUGAAGCGGUGUAGGGUCAUCAUUGUAGAGGUUAUAUUAUAGUCUAUUUGUUUUUAGCCAUUCAUCUUUCCCAAUUAAACAUUUUGUGGAUGUUUAAAAGACCCAUGUUAGAUAUGCAUUGUUUAGGUGUACUGCGUGGCGAGGCGAGGAUGUAGGUUAGGUUAGGCAGCUUGUCUGUUUAAUAAUGGCUUCGUCGGCAGUACUCUCGUGCAGCGCCGAGCGAGCGCAUGCAAACGCACUCACACGAACACACACACACACACACACACACACACACACACACACACACUUAUGGUGCAGACCAUAAAGUGAAUAUUUGGUGCUGUAAUUACAUGUUUUAGCUUUUUGUCAUACCUGUCAACAAACACAAGAAGCUCCCCCAUAUGUAUGCACUUUGUGUAUACGUUUUUAUGCAUGCAUGAAUAAUAAAUAUACAUAGCAAUCCCCCUGGAGCUCAUAAUGUAAUUUACGCCAGUUAUUGUGAGGAAAUCAAGAGGGAAAGUCCUUUGAUGUGCUUACAUAUUGAUGACCUGCUUCUCACCUUUCGCCACCCAGACAGACUAAAAUCCCAAGGGAUCUGAGAAUAAUAGGCGCACCUCACAUCACCAUAGCCGAUCCAGGAUUCAGUGCGUUUCCGAACUUAUAGGCGGUAAUGUUAUAAUUGUAUUUCGUAAAGAAUCCUUAUAACCAAAAAAUAACUAAAAUUAUGAGUAUUAAUUUUCUUGGACAGAACAUUGAAUAAACAACAGAACAAUGAUAUGAAAAUACGUUCAUAGUUUAUACAACAACUGUGGCCCGAGGCAGCAACGCACGCCAUUUUGCGGGUAUCAGAUACCUUAAAUAAGCAUAUAUUUACUGCGCAAAGCAGAUGGUGUCACUUAUUUUGAUUUCGUGAGCUUUCAUAUUUAUCUAUUUGUAUAUGUUUCAUGGAGGCAUAACUUACAUUACUACUUUCAAUUUUACUAGUGACACGAAUUUGUAACUGAUAAUCAAAUAGAAUUUCACUCAAUUAAGUGAAUCAGACACCAUAAAAAUAUUACCACUGUGUGUAUGAAUGAAUACAAAGAUAAGCACAUACUUUGAUUCAACUCUAGGAUGUCUCGUGGAUCAUUUAUAAAUAAAAACAAAAAAUCCGGAUAGGCUACUCUUUAGCCCACUACUACCGUCGCUCGAGGCACAAAAACAGUCCCUCCGCCAAGGGUGUACCCCACAUUUUGUGAUGUUAGGUGCGCCUAUUGAUAGAUAGUUUCAGAUCAUCUGCGAUGAUCUUUAAUACUCCUGAUGAUUGUGGUGUCCACAAAAGGUCGACUGACAAUUUACGAAGUAUAGCAACGCAAUCGAAAGCAACAAGAAUAGCAAGGAGAAUAACAAGGUAAAGUUUGGGGAUUUAAGAAUGCUUGAAUUCGAUUUACUUCAAAGGCAUAAAUAAAGCUCACCAAAUGAGCAUAGAUAUUACUCAGUAACCAGAACGCAACGACGCCAUUACGAACAAGAACAAAGUAUAAUCGUGGUGGUGGCGCGGCUUGGGGAAGAAAUUAAUACUAUAAACCGAGUUGUCACCACGAUGAUCAAUCUUUCAGGUCAGGCUCUUGAAGGAUUCACGUCGCAGCUCAAAAGGUCCGCUCAGAGGCCACAAAAAGUCUCAUAAAGAUACCUGCCGCUCGCCACCUGUCAGCAGCAUGACGGGAAAUAAGAUGAGCCAGACGAUGCGUUCUUUUUGCCUCCCCCCCUCCCCCCCUUCCCACAGCACAGUGCCGCCAUCUGGUGAGGCUGUUUCUAUUUCUAGUCAGGAAAUGGUUCCUCGGUCGACAGAAGUCACAGCUUGUGGUAGUUUUAAUAUGAGAAAUAAUCCCUUAAUGCUUAUGGAACAACUAUUGGCACCACCAACAACACUACUUUCUACUACUGCUAUAAUGAAACUACUAAUUAAAGUUAUAAUUAUAAUGAUAAU
Molecule: messenger RNA, 4295 nt
Organism: Eriocheir sinensis (Chinese mitten crab)
Lineage: Eukaryota; Metazoa; Arthropoda; Malacostraca; Decapoda; Varunidae
Product: lachesin-like
Exons: 11
Coding region: 764-2317 (517 amino acids)
Cellular component (GO): neuron projection
Source: RefSeq, a predicted model, not a curated record